Molecule: messenger RNA, 3126 nt
Organism: Porites evermanni
Lineage: Eukaryota; Metazoa; Cnidaria; Anthozoa; Scleractinia; Poritidae
Source: the annotation of a GenBank genome assembly
UUUUUUAGUACAAGUAAUUACAAAAAUCUUAAAUCUACAAAUAUAGAAAAAUUAUUAAAAAAAGGUUUUGGUAAAAUUUUAAAAGAUGUAGAGGAAUUUAAUUUAAAUUCAAGUAAUUGGGUUUUUAAGGAAGUUUUAAGACUUGAAGUUCAUACUGUUGAAUAUAAUCCAAUAAAAGGUUCAUCUUACAUUGAUCUUCCACAAUGGAUAAAAAAUAAACAAGCAAUUAUUAAUAUUAAAAAUAGAGAUGACAAAUGCUUUAUUUGGAGUAUUCUUAGAUAUCUUUAUCCAAAAGAAAAAGAUGCUCAAUAUUUGAAAGACUUAAGAAAGUAUGAGUUUUCACUUAACACUAAAGGUCUUACUUUUCCAUUGAAAUUAAAAGACAUUACCAAAUUUGAAAAACUUAAUCCAGAGAUAUCAGGAAUAAAUGUUUUUUCAAAUGAUGGUAUGACUAUUUAUCCUUUGAGAAUGGCUGAGAGAGAUUGUAAAAAUACUAUUGAUUUAUUUUUGCAUGAAGAAGAUGGUGAUUCACAUUAUUCACUUAUUAAAAAUUUUCAUCGUUUGAUUAAGUCACAAUUAACUAAAAGUAAGGAUGGUAAAAUAUUUAUUUGUAAGAGAUGUUUUACUCAUUUUACUAAAGAAGAAUUACUAGAAAAACAUAUUAAAUAUUGUUCUAAUAAUCAAACAGUAGCUGUAAAAAUGCCUGAACUAAAUACUUAUUUACAUUUCAAAAAUUACUAUAAACAACUUCCUAUUCCUUUUGUAGUUUAUGGAGAUUUUGAAUGCUUUACCAAAACAAUGAAUAGUUGUACUCCUAAUCCAAAAGAAUCUUAUAAUUAUAACUAUCAAAAACACGAACCAUCAGGAUUUUGUUUUUAUGUUAAAAGUAUAAUACCUGGAAUUCAUAUUAAACCAAUUAUUUAUACUAAAAAUUCUGAGGAUGAAGAAAUUGCUAAAAUAUUUGUGGAAAAAAUUGCAGAAGUAACAAAAUCAAUUUAUAAUGAUUUUUAUUGUAGACCAAAACCUCUUAGACUAACUAGUGAAGAACAAAAAUUAUUUGAACAAGCUAAAACUUGCCAUAUUUGUAGUUGUGAAUUAAAAAAUGAUAAAGUAAGAGAUCAUUGUCAUUUCACAGGAAAGUAUCGUGGUGCCGCUCAUAACAAAUGUAAUCUUAUGUGUAAAAAACCAAGAGUAUUACCAGUUAUAUUUCACAAUCUUCAGGGUUAUGAUGCACAUCUAUUUAUUAAACAACUUGCUAAAUUAGAGGGAAAAUUAGAUUGUAUUCCAUCUACUGAAGAAAAAUAUAUUUCGUUUUCUAAAACUAUUAAAGUUGGUGAGUACAAACAUAUUAGUGGUAAAAUUCUUCCAAUAAAUUUUGAAAUAAAAUUUUUAGAUUCAUUUAAAUUUCUUCAAACAUCACUUGCCAAUCUUGUAUCAAAUUUAUCAUCAGAUGAUUUUAAUAAUACAAAACAUGUAUUUAAGUCUAAUACUUCAUUAUUAACCCGUAAAGGAGUUUUUCCAUAUGACUAUGUUUCAUCAAUUGAUAAAUUAUCUGAAACACAAUUACCACCAAAAGAUGAAUUUUAUUCAAAACUUAAUGAUGAAGAUAUAUCAGAUGAAGAUUACCAACACGCAAUAAAAGUGUGGAAUAAAUUUGGAUGUAAAACAAUUAAAGAUUAUCAUGAUUUAUAUCUCAAGUCUGAUGUUUUACUAUUAGCAGAUGUAUUUGAAAAAUUUAGAUCAACUUGUCUUAAACAUUACAAGCUAGAUCCAGCUCAUUACUACACAUCUCCAGGGCUGGCUUGGGAUGCAUGUCUAAAAAUAACAGGACAACAUCUAGAAUUAUUAAGUGAUUAUGAUAUGUUAAUGAUGUUUGAGCGUGGCAUUCGUGGUGGCAUUACACAUAUAUCAAAACGAUAUGCAGAAGCAAAUAAUAAAUAUAUGAAAAAUUAUGAUCCUGAAAAGAAAUCAACGUUUAUUCAAUAUUUGGAUGCAAACAAUCUUUAUGGAUGGGCUAUGAGUCAAAAUCUUCCAACUCAUGGAUUUAAAUGGAUGAAAGAUAUAACAUUGGAAAAGGUAGAUGAAAUUUUAGAUAAAACAAAUCAUAGUAUGUCAAAUAAUGGAAAAAAAGGAUAUAUAUUUGAAGUUGAUUUGGAAUACCCUAAAAAUCUAUGGGAAAAACAUAAUGAUUAUCCUCUUGCACCUGAGAAUAUAAAAGUUAAUGGUGUUGAAAAACUAAUAUGUCAUUUUAAACCCAGAAAAAAUUACGUUGUGCAUUAUCGAAAUCUUAGACUAUAUCUUGAAAUGGGUAUGAAGAUUACUGCUGUACGUAGAGGAAUAUCAUUUUAUCAAUCUCCUUGGAUGGAACCAUAUAUUAGAAAAAAUACUGAACUUCGAAAGACAGCAGCUAACAGUUUUGAAAAAGACUUUUUUAAAUUAAUGAAUAACUCAGUUUUUGGUAAAACAAUAGAAAAUAUAAGGAAAAGACAAAAUAUACAUCUUGUUGAUAACCGUAAGAAAGCUCUCAAAUUAUCAAGUCGUCCAAAUUUUGAUAGAUGUACAAUAUUUGAUAGCAAUCUUAUUGCAGUUCAUAUGAAAAAAACUGAAGUGUAUUUUAACAAACCAGUAUAUGUUGGUCAAUCAAUUUUAGAUUUAUCAAAAACUCUAAUGUUUGAUUUUCAUUAUAAAUACAUCAAAAAGAAAUAUGGAAAAAAAUCUGAGUUAUUGUUUACAGAUACAGACAGUCUAAUGUAUGAAAUUGAAACAAAAGAUUUUUACAAAGAUAUAUACAUUGAUGUAAAAAAUAAAUUUGAUACUUCUGAUUAUCCAUCAGAUCAUCCUUCCGGUAUAAUUACAGGAGCUAAUAAAAAAGUAAUAGGGAUGUUUAAAGAUGAAGUAGCAGGAAAACAGAUAACACACUUUGUUGGAUUGCGACCCAAACUUUAUAGUUUUAAAAUUGAGGAGGAAAGUGAAGUUCGAAAGUGUAAAGGAAUAAAGAAAAAUGUUAUAAAAAAGAAAUUAGAUUUUGAUGACUAUGUUAAAUGUUUAUUUUCAGGUGAAAAAAAAUUGAGAUCUAUGAAAAUAAUCAGAAGUGAGAAACAUGAUAUAUAUUUAAGAAGUAUAUGA